GAAGAAGAAGAUGCUACGAUGCUAACGGCUCACUAGUUUCGCCUCUGGUGACAUGGAGGAGAAAUUGCCUCAAACUUAUUAAGGAAAGGCUUCCAGAGACGAUCAUUGAAGGACUUCAGCCCCUAAAUUGUCCCCUGGGUGGAUUUGAAGAUGUAGCAGAGUGGGAAGUAGGUUACCUCUGCGAUAGCCCAGCAUUCCUGGACAUCAUUGGUGAUUCAUCACCUUUCCUUUGCCUCGGAGGUUGUCUUCAGUGAGUCCAUCCUUGCCUGGAGACCCCACUGGACCCAGCCAUGCUCUUCUCCCUCAGGGAACUGGUCCAGUGGCUGGGCUUUGCCACUUUUGAACUCUUCCUGCACCUGCUGGCUUUGCUGGUUUUCAGCAUGCUGGUUGCUCUACGAGCUGACAUGUUCACCCCCUCACUAAGCUGGUGGCUGGUGUUCGUCCCGCUGUUUGCUGCAGACGGCCUCAGCACCUACUUCACAGCCAUCGUGUCCAUCCGUCUCUACCAGGAGAAUGAGAAGCGUCUUGCAGUGCUAAGGCUCCUCUGGGUGCUGACGGUGCUCAGCUUGAAGCUUGUAUGUGAGGUUUUGCUGUGCCAGAAGCUGGCUGAGCAGGAGCAAGCCAGAGACCUGUGGUUUGGCCUAAUCGUUUCUCCACUGUUCAUCCUUCUGCAAUUACUGAUGAUUCGAGCAUGCCGUGUCAACUGAGGAGAAGCAGUGAUUGUUUGUUUCACUUCACCCCACAAUGCAAGGGAUGAGAACAGUCUUCAUCUGACAUUAGAGAUGUGAAGCAUAAAAAUGGUGUUCUUUUUUCUUCUGGCUCACUGUCACCUUUAAAAAACACUAAAUUUUUCAUCACACAUUUUAUGUGUCACCUGAUCCAGGUUACUAAGAUUUGUGUUUUAAAGGGCUUCAGAAUGAACAGGACUCAUCACUGCUCUAUACAGGUAUAAUGCAGUAAUUUUAAAGUAGAAGACAAUCAUCUCUUUAUGUUGCUACAUUCUUAAAUACAUCAUUUGGACUAGGGAUGCACCAGUACCAUUUUUUCUCAGACUAGCCACAAGUACUGACAUUUAGGUACUUGCCAAUAUCAGGUACAAAUAGAACUUUUUAAUAAUACCAUCUCAGUUAUUAAUAUUAUUUCAAGAGUUUAUUUUCAUUGUAUGUUCCUCACCCCUCCUUUUGACAAUUUAGCAGUGCAUGGUUUGCAGUAGGGUGUAACAAAACAUCAUUUCUUCAACCAUGAUGAUUAUGUGCAUAUGCACUCUAGUGAAACUGCAGACCAUGCAACGUUGGUAACAUGACCUGAAGCAUGCCAUACUGCCACAUCUGUAGUGUUUGUUGCAAUCCAGAACACAAGUUUUCUCAUUUUUGCAACUUCUCUGCAAUAAAAGUUAAGAAUGCACAAACUUAUCUGCACAAAAUUGGUAUUGGAAGAUAUUAAAUUAAAAAGUUUAUCAUUGGUUUUGGCAGAUAUAAAUAUUUCUGCCAAGGUAAAUUGACCAUACAUUUCAGCAGUAAAUGUCGUAUGGCAGCCAUAAAUAUUGGUAAAAUAAACAAAUGUCACAGAUACAGUGGCAUUAUGCAAUUGGAAGCUCAGCUAUUUAAGGCGGAUUCUAAAGGAGUAUUUUCUCACUAUGAGCAGCACCUUUCCCUAUUCUCCUUUAUAUGUGGCCCCUUAAUGGCACUGACAUGCCACUUUUUUGUGUACAUACAGUGCUUAACAAAUUUAUUAGACCACCUGUCAUAUUUGUCUCGAAAACCAUCCAGCAUCAUGAAGUGCUUUAAUGCGGACUCUUUCAUUUUCA
This is a messenger RNA of Cheilinus undulatus (humphead wrasse), 1807 nucleotides long. It is a transcript of the gene tmem203, whose product is annotated as transmembrane protein 203. The transcript has 2 exons. Bases 291 to 707 code for a protein of 138 amino acids. NCBI's taxonomy places the organism in Eukaryota, Metazoa, Chordata, Actinopteri, Labriformes, Labridae. Gene Ontology annotation, biological process: intracellular calcium ion homeostasis. Gene Ontology annotation, cellular component: endoplasmic reticulum. The record is from RefSeq and is a predicted model, not a curated record.